Molecule: messenger RNA, 571 nt
Organism: Uloborus diversus
Lineage: Eukaryota; Metazoa; Arthropoda; Arachnida; Araneae; Uloboridae
Gene: Pfdn4
Product: prefoldin subunit 4-like
Exons: 5
Coding region: 37-435 (132 amino acids)
Biological process (GO): protein folding
Cellular component (GO): prefoldin complex; cytoplasm
Source: RefSeq, a predicted model, not a curated record
UCUGGCAACAUCGUUUUUGAUCGGCAGCAAAACAACAUGGCGUCCAUUUCGAGAGAUUCGGUUAAUGAUUCUGAAAUGCAUGUGUCGUUUGAAGACCAGCAGAAAAUUAACAAGUUCGCUUGCCAGAAUGCAAGGUUGGAUGAUGUAGUCGAAGAGCUCAAGGCCAAAGAGAAUGAACAGGAGGCUUUAGAAGAUGCUGAAACUGACCUUCUUAUGUGUGAGGAGGAAGAAAAGAUACCAUCAGCGCUGGGAGACGUGUUUGUGUUUGUGAGCCCAGAGGAAGCGCACCAGAUGUUAGAUGCCAAGAAGGACGCUGUCUCCAAGGAUAUGGAGGCCUUACGCCAGCAGAGAGACACCAUCCGCCAAGUGAUGUCAGACCUCAAGGUGCAACUCUAUGCCAAGUUUGGAAGCAACAUCAACCUUGAGCCAGAAUGAAAGGUUGCUAAGCAAAGAAUGCCUGCCAUGCGUGCUAACACUUAUUUGCUACAUUUUGUGUUAUUAACAAGGAGCUUUUGUCUGAGUGUAUAUACAUUUUUUGUUAAAUAAACUCUUCUAAACUUAGUUUUGGUUC